AUGAUUAUUCCUUCUAUCACUAAAGGUUUAGUCUUCCGUAGUCUUACAAGUAUAAGUGCACUUAGUUGUAGUAGCAAAAGGCUGAUGGCAUCUAUUAAAAUCCCCAAGAUUAGUGAAUUGCCCUCGUUGGGUCUACCAUUAGAAAACGCAAAGAGAGCAGCAGCUUAUCGUGCAGUUGAUGAGAAUCUAGAUGUUUACCAACAUAGAGUUAUUGGUAUCGGUAGCGGUAGUACCGUUAUUUAUGUGGCAGAAAGAAUAGGUCAAUAUUUGAGAGAUGAUGAGUACAGGGAUUAUGUGUCUAAAUUUAAGUGUGUUGCAACUGGGUACCAAUCGAAGCAGUUAAUUAUGGAUAAUGGACUUACUUAUGCAAUAUUGGAGCAGCAUCCGCAUAUAGAUAUAGCAUUCGAUGGUGCGGAUGAGAUUGAUUGUAAUUUGGAUUUGAUUAAAGGUGGUGGAGGAUGCCUUUUCCAAGAGAAAUUGAUUAGUACAAGUGCUAAGAUCUUUGUUGUGGUAGCAGACACAAGUAAAAAAUCGCCAAGGAGAUUAGGGUCACACUGGGUACAAGGUGUUCCUAUUGAAGUUGUGCCUGCGGCUUAUAAUCGUGUGCAAGAUGAUUUACUAAAUCUAUUAGGUGCAAAGACGGCUACUUUAAGACAAGGUGGUAAGGUUAAAAUGGGACCUGUUGUUACAGAUAAUAACAACUUCAUUCUUGAUACGCAUUUUGGUGAUAUUGACGAUCCAAAGAAAUUGCACGAUAAUAUUAAGGCACUGGUUGGUGUUGUAGAAACUGGGUUAUUCAUUGGGAACGCAGCAAAGGCUUAUUUAGGUAGCCCUGAUGGCGAUGUUCUAAUUACCAGCAGAGAAAACCCAGCUGAAUUACAAAAUGAGACCAUUAUGGAACAAUAA
Molecule: messenger RNA, 906 nt
Organism: Zygosaccharomyces rouxii
Lineage: Eukaryota; Fungi; Ascomycota; Saccharomycetes; Saccharomycetales; Saccharomycetaceae
Gene: RKI1
Product: ribose-5-phosphate isomerase RKI1
Exons: 1
Coding region: 1-906 (301 amino acids)
Biological process (GO): D-ribose metabolic process; pentose-phosphate shunt, non-oxidative branch
Cellular component (GO): intracellular membrane-bounded organelle
Molecular function (GO): ribose-5-phosphate isomerase activity
Source: RefSeq, a predicted model, not a curated record